GUUAGGGUUAGGGUUAGGGUUAGGGUUUAUACUCAAUGGUCUUGUGUGGUCAAUUUACUGCAGGGUGGGAGGAGUGGGGUUCGGUUGAAGAAUUCACUGACGAAGAACAAGUCAGGGUCAUGACCACUGCAGCUUGCAAAGUGUACAAAGGCAUCCGGCUCUUCAUCAAACUGUUCCUGGACCGUUUCGAAACAUUCCAGAAGUAUAUCAGCGAGCUCUGCGCGAUCGCUGACGGAGUCGACCGCUUUCACAAGAAGGCGACGAUCGCCAGCAUCACUGGGGGGGCUGUGAGCGCGGCCGGGGGGGUGACUGCCAUCGCCGGCCUCAUCCUGGCUCCCUUCACAUUCGGGACCUCCCUCAUAGUAAGCGCCGUGGGGCUGGGGGUCGCCACGGCCGGUGGCGUGACCAGCGCCUCCGCCAACAUUUCAGACACGGUGAGCAACUCCUCUGACCGGAAAAAAGUGGAGAAGAUCAUCGAAGGGUACCAGAGCGAGAUGAAAGACAUCUCCGAGUGUCUGGUGUUCGUGGAAAAGGGCAUUGACAACAUGCAGAGGUUCAAUCUUUCGAAGGUCAACGACAGCAUGUACAGCCAAGCUUUCCCGAAGAUCGGAGGGGCGCUGCAGAAAGGGACGAGGGUCGGGGGUCAAAUUAACGAGAUUGUCCAAGUGGUCCAGCUGGCCAGGCUGGCCGGAGGGGCGGCCACUGCAGUCCGAGUGGUCAGCGUGGCAUCCGUGGUUCUGUCCGGGUUGUCUGUGGGUUUAGACGUGUUCUUCAUCGCGAAGGACUCGAUGGAAUUGCGGAAGGGAGCCAAGACCCAGUUUGCAGCUAAAAUCCGUGAGGUGGCUUCUGACCUACAAGUGGGCUUACUGGAGCUCAAUAAAAUAAGAGAAGAUCUUCAUCUAACAAUCAAAGGGCUUUCAGAGAUGCAGGUUCCCACUGACUGAACUGCUUGUCCUCUAGUACAAAUUGUGUAUUUAUUUUAUGAUUUUAUUUUUAUUAUUCCCACCACUGCACGUUCUACAAUCUGUCAUUUGUCGGGGUUAUUGAAUCGAGAGAAAUUUAUUACCUUAAAAUUGGCCGUUUAUUCAACUUGGCUGACAUUGUUUGGUUUUCUGGGUAAUGGAGUUCAAGCAAUCUGAUGUAGGGUCUUCACAUUUGGUACACGGCUGUGUUCUAUCAUUCUGUUGUGGUCAAGUUCCAUUAUGGGUAGCUCUGAAAUUUGUAGCUGGAGAUGCAAGCCUCUUAUGUGUCGUGUGAAACACCUCAGAGACCAAUGAUGUUUUCACUUCCACUUGACAAUGAUCAAGCCAUUUUGGCUUCAAACUCUUGUCUUCAUGGAGUCAAACAAAAAUAAUAGUCGUUCCACUACUUACUAAUUCAGCGGUGUGCUAAAUACAUUUCAAAAUAAAUUCGGAAAAUCCUGAAGCUGACGUCAAAUCUAGCGGAGCUUGAUCAUCACCUUUCACGAUUUACUGAAUAAAAAAUCAGAGUGUGGAUGAGUGGAAUGUGUAUUAAAAUGUCAAAGGGCCGUUAGAGUUGCUUAAUUAGUGUAUUCUACAAAAGAAAAAAAUCUGUCUCCCGACGCAACCAGGAUGUAUAUUAAUCCAGUAUAAUCACAUGCCAUGUUCAUGUUAUAAAGAACAUUUAAAAAAUAGUUUGAGAACGAGAAAAGGCCAUCAAGACUCAGCACACCAUUCUCCCCUACUGUGGAGAACUCAUCUAAAAGCAGAGUCUCGUCUUUUAAAAUGUUCCCAGUGUUUUAGACUACCUGGCAGGCUAUUCCAUGCGUUUCUAACUAACUUUGUAAAACAGGGCUUCCUGCCUUCUGUUCUAAAUUUACUUUUACUCAACUUCCAUUGAAGCCUCUUGUUCUUCUCUCUGUUAAAUCUGAUGUAGUGUUGGGUUGAAAGCGUUGUUUUAAAUGACCUCAGAAAUCACCCAAUGGCAUUUAAAAAAACAUAUGAUGCACAUUACUGCCUUGAUUCAAUAAAAAAAAAAAAUACAGCGCAUACAAUAUUUUCUUGU
Messenger RNA from Polyodon spathula (Mississippi paddlefish), 2025 nucleotides. RefSeq names its product apolipoprotein L6-like. NCBI's taxonomy places the organism in Eukaryota, Metazoa, Chordata, Actinopteri, Acipenseriformes, Polyodontidae. The transcript has 2 exons. The coding region runs from base 36 to 944 and encodes 302 amino acids. Gene Ontology annotation, biological process: lipid transport; lipoprotein metabolic process. Gene Ontology annotation, cellular component: membrane; extracellular region. The record is from RefSeq and is a predicted model, not a curated record. Gene Ontology annotation, molecular function: lipid binding.